This is a messenger RNA of Diabrotica balteata, 609 nucleotides long. The record is from the annotation of a GenBank genome assembly. NCBI's taxonomy places the organism in Eukaryota, Metazoa, Arthropoda, Insecta, Coleoptera, Chrysomelidae.
AUGUUUAUUGUUGCUAGUGUUCUAUUAAAUAUUUUUUCUUCUAGUAUUCUGUAUGCAGAUAUCGUUGGUUUUACUGCUAUUUCAUCUACAUAUUCUGCUCAAGAACUAGUUAAAAUGCUUAACGAGCUCUUUGCAAGGUUCGACAAAUUGUCUGAGAAAUAUAGCCAACUACGGAUAAAAAUUCUCGGAGAUUGUUAUUAUUGCAUCAGUGGAGCACCAAAAGAAAGUUCGGAUCAUGCAGUUCUUUCUGUCCAUAUGGGUCUAUCAAUGGUAAAAGCAAUUAAAUACGUCCAACAAACGGCAAAUUCCCCUGUAGACAUGAGGGUCGGCAUCCACACAGGGGCCGUAUUGGCAGGCGUUCUUGGUCAGAGACAGUGGCAAUUCGACGUUUACUCUAAGGACGUAGAACUGGCAAAUAAAAUGGAAAGUAGCGGAUUAGCAGGGAGAGUGCACAUAUCCGACGCAACGUUAUCCUUCCUAAAUGGGGAGUUUGAAGUGGAGCCCGGCUAUGGAGAGAAAAGAGAUGAAUCAUUAAGGAUAGCAGGAUUAAAAACGUACUUCAUCGUUAAAGUGCUCAUUCCAGUAAGUAAAAAACCGAAGUUACUAUAA